Molecule: messenger RNA, 1431 nt
Organism: Verticillium alfalfae VaMs.102
Lineage: Eukaryota; Fungi; Ascomycota; Sordariomycetes; Glomerellales; Plectosphaerellaceae
Product: coatomer subunit delta
Exons: 6
Coding region: 1-1431 (476 amino acids)
Biological process (GO): endoplasmic reticulum to Golgi vesicle-mediated transport; Golgi localization; retrograde vesicle-mediated transport, Golgi to endoplasmic reticulum
Cellular component (GO): COPI vesicle coat; cytosol
Source: RefSeq, a predicted model, not a curated record
AUGGUCGUCCUCGCAGCCUCCAUCUGUACCCGCGGCGGGAAAGCUGUCCUCUCCCGCCAGUUCAGGGAGAUGCCACGAUCGCGCAUCGAGGGACUUCUCGCCUCCUUCCCCAAGCUCGCCGACUCGGGAACCCAGCACACCACCGUCGAGCAGGACAAUGUCCGAUUCGUGUACCAGCCGCUGGACGAGCUCUACAUGGUCCUCAUCACCAACCGCCAGUCCAACAUUCUGCAGGACAUUGACUCUCUGCACCUCUUCGCCCAGGUUGUCACCAGCACAUGCCGAACCCUCGAUGAGCGCGAGAUUCUGAAGAACGCCUACGAGCUGCUCAGUGCCUUCGAUGAGCUCGUGACGCUAGGCUACAGGGAGAACCUCACCAUCAGCCAGAUUAAGACCUUCCUGGAGAUGGAGAGUCACGAGGAGCGGAUCCAGGAGAUCAUCGCGAGGAACAAAGAGCUCGAGGCCACCGAGGAACGCAAGCGCAAGGCGAAGCAGCUCGAGAUGCAGCGCAAGGAGACGGCGAGGACGGGCCGUGCUGGCGGUGGUAUGCCCAGGACCCCUGUGUACCCGACCUACACCCCACCUGCUCGCCCGACGACGACCGAUACGUACGACUCGUACGAGGCCGAGAAGAACAAGACGUUCAACAAGGCGAACGCCCCCAAGGGCAAGGGCAUGCAGCUGGGCAAGAAGUCCAAGACGACCGACAUGUUCGAGCGCGUGCGUGGCGAGAUGGGUGCCGAGGUCGAGGACAGCCCCCUGAUCGUGCCCGUCGUGCAACACGCCGCCGCCGAGCCCGCGGCCAUCCGCGCGAAGUUGUCCCGCGAGGGCGCCGUCAACUUCCUUCUUCUCAGCGGUGAUCUCACCCUCCGCAUCUCAGAUCCCAGCCUGACCAAGGUCAAGCUCAACCUCCAAGCCACACCAACCCAAGGCGCACAGUUCAGGACGCACCCCAACGUCAACCGCAACCUGUUCAACGACUCCAAGAUCAUCCAGAUGAGCAACGCGCGGCCGGCUUCCCCCGCCUGCCCCAUCACAUUUACCGUCUGGAUCAACAACGACGGCGGCAAGUACAACCUGACCGUCGAGUACGAGCUCACGGGCGGCGACCCUCUCACCGACGUCAGCGUCGUCAUCCCUUACCAGGCGAGCGAGCCCGUCGUGUCAAGCUUCGAUGCCGCAUACGACGUCUCUGGCGACACGGUUGAAUGGAACAUUGGCAGCGUGACGGAUGAGAACCCCAGCGGCUCCUUUGAGUUUGAGGCCGAGACGAACGACGAGAACGACUUCUUCCCCAUGACAGUCCGGUUCUCCAAGACAACGCCCUAUGUUGAUGUGGACGUAACGACUGUUUCGUUGCUGGACGAAAACGAAGACGUGACGUUCUCCAAGGAGAUCAAGUCGGUUGCAGACAACUUUGUCAUCGAGUAA